GUCUGUCAUGGAGAAUCAAAAAGAAAAUGAAAUCACAAUUGAUCCAAUAAUUGUAAACACUAAUAAUAAUGUUACGGGCACUAGUGCUAUUAAUAUCAACAAGAGUGCAAGCAAAAAUGAUUUUAGCAUGAAAAGAUCAAUGGUAUUUGCAGGUAUACCAACAACAAAUAUUGCUACUAAUAAUAAUAGAAAUAAUACACUAGUAUCCGGCCAAUAUAUUUUUAGAAAGAAAGCUGCACCAAAUGUGAACCAAAUUGAUUCCAAAAGUGAGACUUCAUCAAUAAAUCAGAAUAUCAAUCUAUCACACCCAGGCUUAGGUAUGAAAAAUAAGUUUGAUAUGAUAAGCACUACAAACCUGCUAAAAACUUUCAAUAAUCAGCAUCCACAGGAAAAUUAUAGUAAAAAUGAUCAUAUGGCUGCCAUUGAACCUGACAACAGUAUGAUGCAGCUUGCUUCUGACCCUAUUGAAGACUAUGUGACUAUUUUUCCUCACGAUGCCAACAUUUCAGAGCUGAGAAAUAAUAACAGCAACUCUUACGAUUUGAUUUCGAGCAGAUUAGAAAAGCUGGAUAACCUAUAUGAUGAAAACAACAACGCCAGAAAGGAUGAUGACUUUAAGGAGUUAGAUUUAGCACAUAUCGAUCGAAUUCUUAAUGAAGACGAUAGUGAAAAUGAACGUAUGGCCAAUAGGCAUGGAAAACCACUAAAUGAUAAGAAGUACAAUGUUGAUGAAAAUAACGGUUUUGGUGGCUCAUGCGAUGGGGUAGAUAACGGAGAUAUUGAAACUGUGGGAGAAAGAGAUGGUGGAGAAGUUGUUGAUGACGAUGAAGAAGAUGACGAUGAAGAUGAAACGGAGAAUGAGCUUCUUUCACUUGAACUUGGGAAAGUCUCCCUGUAUUUGCAGGAUCCAAAUACACACAUGAAACCUGCAGAUUCCGAGAUAUCAAUCAAUAACUCUACGAAUCAAGGGAACUAUGACCUGAUUGACGAGAUUAAUUAUGCAUUAGAUGAUGAGUAUCAGAUAAAGCAUAUUAACCUUUAUUCAUGGGAUGGUCAUAGUUAAACUCCCAAGGUCAACCCGC
Molecule: messenger RNA, 1082 nt
Organism: Pichia membranifaciens NRRL Y-2026
Lineage: Eukaryota; Fungi; Ascomycota; Pichiomycetes; Pichiales; Pichiaceae
Exons: 1
Coding region: 8-1063 (351 amino acids)
Source: RefSeq, a predicted model, not a curated record